AGCUGGCCGGGGAGGGACCCUGCCCAGUUGCUGCUCUACUCCCGUCUCUUGUCCCCUCCCCUGGCCAUGACAGAGACCCGUGAGCCAGCUGAGACUGGAGGCUACGCCAGCUUGGAGGAAGAUGAUGAAGACCUUUCCCCAGGCCCGGAGCAUUCUUCUGACUCUGAAUACACUCUUUCAGAGCCCGACUCUGAGGAGGAGGAAGAGGAAGAGGAAGAAGAGGAGACCACUGAUGACCCUGAAUAUGACCCUGGCUAUAAGGUGAAACAGCGCAUAGGUGGGGGCAGGGGAGGCCCAUCCCGCCGGGCCCCCCGAGCAGCCCAGCCUGCUGGCCCACCUGCACAGCCCUGCCAGCUCUGUGGCCGAUCACCACUGGCAGAGGCCCCACCCGGUACCCCACCUUGCCGACUCUGCUGCCCUGCAACAGCAACCCAAGAAGCUCCAGCCCCUGAAGGCAGGGCUCUUGGUGAGGAAGAGGAGGAGCCAUCUCGCACGGGGGAGAGCCGGCCAGCAGGGCGGGAUGGAGAUGAAGAUGAGGAGGAGGGGGGUACCUACCACUGUACGGAGUGUGAGGACUCCUUUGACAACCUCGGGGAACUGCAUGGUCACUUCAUGCUACAUGCCCGGGGUGAGGUUUAGGUAGGGCCACCCGGGAGCUGGUGGAGGGGUGGGUGGGAGCAGGGGCUGAGGAAGCUGCAGUCGGGGCUGGGUCCCACCCAUGUGUGUUGUCUUAGCAGUAGAUAUGUGAAGGGCAGAAUGAAUAAAAGCCAGAUUGUGUGUG
Molecule: messenger RNA, 781 nt
Organism: Alexandromys fortis (reed vole)
Lineage: Eukaryota; Metazoa; Chordata; Mammalia; Rodentia; Cricetidae
Gene: Znf428
Product: zinc finger protein 428
Exons: 2
Coding region: 67-639 (190 amino acids)
Source: RefSeq, a predicted model, not a curated record